Molecule: messenger RNA, 2117 nt
Organism: Chlamydomonas reinhardtii
Lineage: Eukaryota; Viridiplantae; Chlorophyta; Chlorophyceae; Chlamydomonadales; Chlamydomonadaceae
Exons: 14
Coding region: 195-1589 (464 amino acids)
Biological process (GO): carbohydrate metabolic process; glycerol-3-phosphate catabolic process
Cellular component (GO): glycerol-3-phosphate dehydrogenase (FAD) complex; cytosol
Molecular function (GO): NAD binding; glycerol-3-phosphate dehydrogenase [NAD(P)+] activity
Source: RefSeq, a predicted model, not a curated record
GGAAUGGAUGAAAUGUCGAGCGUUCAAAAGAAAAAUCUAGCCCAUCACGCUCCCUGCGUAAUUUACUGCCACUGAUCAUUCAGAACACAUUAUUUAUGUAAAAUAACUGCUCAAGAUACCUGGUCCAUAAAGUCCGUCCACACUCGUGUCGCUUUACUUGCGCGGCAUUUGCUGUGCCCCAGCUCGCAAGCGUUAUGGCCGGCAGGGCAACCACCGUUGGCGUUAUCGGUGGCGGCUCAUGGGGCACUGCUCUGGCCAUCCACUGCGCGCGGCGCGGCCACGACACUGUGGUCUGGGCCCGUGGCGCCGCCACAGUGGAGGCGAUCAACAGCCGCCACGAGAACACAGAGUACCUGAAGGGCCACCCCUGCCCGCCCAGCCUGCGGGCCAGCAAUGACCUGGCAGAGGUGAUCACCCGGAGCGAGCUGCUGCUGAUGGUGGUGCCCACGCAGUACAUCAUACACACCCUGGGGGAGGCUGCCAAGCUGCUCCAGCCGCACCAGAUCCUGGUGUCCUGCUCCAAGGGCAUCAGUCUUGACAGCCUGGAGACGGUGGCGGAGCUGCUGGAGGAGCGCGUGGUGCCGCCCGAGUUCAGACCCCGGCUCGCCUACCUGAGCGGGCCCUCCUUCGCGGCGGAGGUGGCGGCCGGACUGCCCACAGCCGUCACCGUGGCAGCCAAGGAUGAGGAGCUGGCGGCCCGGGUGCAGGCACUGCUGUCCACACCUCGCUUCAGGUGUUACCGCAGCACAGACGUGGUGGGCGUGGAGCUUGGCGGGGCACUGAAGAACGUGCUGGCCAUUGCGUGCGGCAUCAGCGACGGCAUGGGCUUCGGAAACAACUCGCGAGCCGCACUCAUUACACGAGGCCUGUACGAGAUCACCAAGCUGGCUGUGGCCCGCGGCGCCCACCCGCUUACCAUGUCGGGGCUGGCGGGCAUGGGCGACCUGGUGCUCACGUGCACAGGUGACCUGAGUCGCAACCGCACGGUGGGGCUGCGGCUGGGGAGAGGCGAGCGGCUGGAGGACAUCCAGGCGUCCAUGGGCGGCGCGGUGGCGGAAGGCGUGCCCACUGCUGUUGCCAUCCGGCGGCUUGCGUCCAAGAUGGGCGUGGAGGUGCCCAUCAUGGAGGGCAUACACGCCGUCAUCCACCUGGGGGCAAACGCGCAGAAGGUGGUCACAGACGUCAUGAGCCGAGAGCUCAAGGCCGAGGUGGCACCGGACAUCAUCCGGGGCGUGCUCGCCAGCAGCAGCGGCAGCGGCAGCGUGCACGGCAGCUACGCCAGCCUGCCGGGGGCCGGCGCCGAGGCCUCGACAGCGGCAGCGGCAGCGGCACCACAUGGCGACUCGGCGGUGGCGACCAGCUCGUCCACGUCUUUGGGGCCGGCAGGGCUUCCGCCCAAGCCGCCGAAGCAAGUCCAGCUGGCGGCAACCGCCGCGGCGUCGGGCAAUGGAGUGACAGCUGGGGAGGGCGCCGGUGCGGCGCGGUCUCCGGAGGACGGAGAGCGGUGGCGGCUGCUGGCGGCGGCGGCGACAGGGGCUGCGGCGGCAGCCGUCGUGGUGUGGGUGCUUGGGCGGUGGCGCCAUGCAUAGGUUUAGUUAAGGCGUGUGCAGAUGCGUCGUUGGCUUGCAAAUAGACUUCGGAUUCUGCGGUAAAUCGUUCGGGCUGUCAGCAGUUUAUUGGGUUUGCGGGCACCACCUUUUUACUCCCGCUCGAGAGGCACCCACGAGCGGCACCUCUACCCUGUGAGUGACAGAUUCGGCUGUUGGCUCGUGACUAGGGUGAUGUAGGCGUGUGAUGGGACAGGGUUCAAGGCAGGUUGGCAAUGCUCGCAACCAGAGGCGCAAUUCCGCGUCAAGUGUGCAGGAUGGCAAUGUGGCAUGUGGAUGUACGGUGGGUGGCAUGGUAUGAGCGGCACGCACGGGCAGGCGGACGAUUGCACGCGGCGAUCUGGCAAGAUGCGGCCCGUUGCCCUGUUGCUGUUGUUUCCUGGGGUAUAAGUCCGGCAAUCAUGGCUUUGGCCCAUUACACACAAGACUUUCGGGGUUCUGCGAUAGGAGUAUAGGUGGGCGGACCAGCGUUGCAAAGCGUGGAGGACUGAUGAGUUGAUGCUUAGCCAA